Danio rerio (zebrafish) is the source of this 769-nucleotide messenger RNA. It is a transcript of the gene slc2a11b, whose product is annotated as solute carrier family 2 member 11b. Gene Ontology annotation, cellular component: membrane; plasma membrane. NCBI's taxonomy places the organism in Eukaryota, Metazoa, Chordata, Actinopteri, Cypriniformes, Danionidae. The record is from RefSeq and is marked provisional. Gene Ontology annotation, biological process: hexose transmembrane transport; transmembrane transport. Gene Ontology annotation, molecular function: transmembrane transporter activity; D-glucose transmembrane transporter activity.
AUCGCCAGUCUUUCUAUCAACACAAUAAAAUUAGUAUUUCGGUCAAAAAUGAAUGAAAUUACGAUCAGUGGCCCGGAAGCGCAGCCCACAACAUUAGCAAAAAAGGUUCCCAGUAAAUAUCUUCUACUUGCUGUUUGGGCAGCUGGGAUUGGUGGAACAUUUCAAUAUGGCUACAAUAUAUCCAUAAUAAAUGCACCUACCAAGGCUGUGCAGAACUUUAUUAAUCAGACCUGGACGGAGCGCUACAGCACUGAAAUCUCCAGUGAUAUGUUAACCCUCCUCUGGUCCAUCAUCGUCUCCAUCUUCACUAUCGGUGGGCUUGUAGGAGCGUCUGUCGGAGGAACACUGGCUAUUAGAUUCGGAAGGAAAGGGACUCUACUGUUCAACAACACCUUUGCUCUGUUGGCUGCUUUGUUCAUGGGUUUAAGUUAUCCUGCAAGCACUUUUGAGCUUUUAGUCAUUGGACGCUUCCUGACAGGAGUAAACGCAGGUAUUGCGAUAUGUGUUCAGCCUCUGUACAUUGGAGAAAUUGCACCUCGGGCUCUGCGUGGAGCAAUGGCCAUGGGAACCUCCAUCUUCAUCACCGGAGGAAUCCUGACAGGACAGGUUAUGGGCCUCAAAGAAUUGUUAGGAAAGGAUGAGUACUGGCCGAUCCUCUUGUCCACCAUCUGUAUUCCAGCCGUCCUGCAGCUUCUGACUCUGCCCUGGUUCCCGGAGAGUCCUCGAUACCUGCUCAUCGACCGAGGGGACGACAUCGCCUGCCAGAAGG